Messenger RNA from Opisthorchis viverrini, 219 nucleotides. RefSeq lists its product as hypothetical. NCBI's taxonomy places the organism in Eukaryota, Metazoa, Platyhelminthes, Trematoda, Opisthorchiida, Opisthorchiidae. The record is from RefSeq and is a predicted model, not a curated record. The annotation marks the transcript as partial. The transcript has 2 exons.
CUGGAUAUGAUAUUCCCCAACUGAGUGUAUUGCACAAAGGUCGACUCAGCUUUCAUUUGGCACGAUAUUCGAAAUAUCACAGUAUACUUUCAUACCGAAAAUUACUCACAAGAUUAAGCGGAGCGGCUUACAGAUUAAUCUCAGCAAUAUUGUUGCUCGGAGGUGGAAAGCACCUCUAUCGAAUGUUUUGCGUUAAUCGUGACCAAUAUUGGAACCUGU